CACACAGCGAACUGCUGCUGAGAUGUCCGGAUCUGCUUCAGUCAGCAGAGUGUCUCUCUCUCUCUGAAAUAGCUGGAACCAUUCAGCUGAAGGGGUAUGAUAAUUGACUCCCCCUCUUUGUAAGGAACUGCUAAUGAUGUCAGGCAGCUUCAGUGUGCUGGAAUCGCAGAGCGGAGAAAGCUGACAAGUGACCGUAAAGAUGGAUGCUUGAGUAAGACUUGGACUGCACAACUGCUGUUUAAUUUUUUUUUCUACUUCCUUCUCCAAACUCUUAAAAUCUGGAUGGUAUCUGGGAAAACAGUGAGACAGCUGCGUGUGGAUUAUGGGUACAACUGCCAGUGCAGCACAACAGACAGUUGCAGUAGCACCUCCAUAUGAAAGUAUCCAUGGCAACGGGAUGGCAGACAACAGGCGGUCACUGAGCAUUAACUCCUUUCAGACAGUCAACAUCCACAGCAGCAAGGCCAAGUCCAUCAUCACCAAUAAGGUGGCUCCUGUGGUCAUUACGUACAAUUGUAGACAAGAGUUUCAGAUUCACGAUGACCUUUUCAAAGCAGAAUACACCCUGGGGCGAAUCUCAGACACAAUGCCAGAGCACUACCUUGUACAGGGUAAAUACUUCAUGGUGCAGGAUGUGUACAGUAAAGCAGAUGUCCUGAACACUACUGGAAGCUAUGGAGCCCCGAACUUCAGGCAAGCCAAAGGCAGCUACCCCUUGUUUGGAAUGGGUCAGCCCAGCCUCAGUGGCUUCAAACAGGUUCUACAGAGACUGCAGACACAAGGGUACGAGGAGGUUAUUUUCAUCUGUGUCCGUGAAGAACCCGUCGUUUUCUUACACUUGGAAAACAAUUUUGUGCCAUACACUCCAAGGAGGAAAGAAAACCUCCAUGAAAACCUGCAUGGACUUGGGAAAGAUGUCAAAGUUGAAAAGCUGGAGCUGUCCAUCAGAAAGGAGCUGUAUGACUUUGCGAAGCUCAGUGAAAAUGUAUAUUAUGUCUACAACGACAUUGAGCACUUUAAAGAUGAGCCUCAGCACAUCACCAUCACCUGUGAAGAGGACAUUCAUGUGACUGAAGAGGUUUACAAGAGACCUGCCUUUAUUAUGCCUUCAUACAGAUACUACCGCUUGCCAUUGCCGAUGGAGGGAUCACCACUUGAAGAGCAGUUUGAUGGCUUUGUUAACAUACUCAGGGAGAACCCGAAUCUGCUGCUUAUUCGAGACUCAACACGACCUCCACCUGCCUUGCUGUUCAGUUGUCAAGUGGGAGUGGGGAGGACUACCCUGGCGAUGAUCCUGGGUGCCCUGGUGAUGUUUCAUCUGAAGGGCGCUCCUGAGAAACCUCCAGUUGACGAGACUGUCAGCGCAGCGCCAAAAGUGCACUUCCAGAUCAUCCAGAGCCUUGUCAGUAAGCUUCCAAAUGGGCAACGGGUUAUAGAAGAGGUUGACAGUGCUAUAGCUCUUUGCUCAGAAAUGCACGACAUUAAAGAAGCGAUUUAUGAAAAUAAGAAAAAACUUGAGGGGAUUGGAGAGGAUUAUCAGAUUCAGGGAAGUAGUACCAAAGAGUAUUUUCUCCAGCGGACAAUGCAGAGUCUGGAGUGUUACUUUUACCUGAUUGCAUUCAAUGCCUAUCUUCAUGAGCAGUACCCUCUGGUGUUCGCACUGAACUUCAGCAAAUGGAUGUGCAGCCACCCGUGGAUUUACAGGCUGCUCGCCUGUAUGAACUUAUCAGAACUGUCGGCGCCCGCAGACCUCGUAACCAAAGGAACAAGAGUGCUGGUAUCAGAUGAUUUUUUGGCUCCUGAUGUUCUAAGUACAGUCAAAGAAAUGAAAGUAGCUAACUUCAGAAGAGUCCCCAAAAUGUCAGUGUAUGGAAUGGCACAGCCAAAUUCAGAGGGGGCGGGGGCGGUGCUGGGAUACCUGACGGAUGAGAAGAGGAAGUACUCCCACAUCCUGUGGCUGAACCUGCAGGAGGAGCUGGUCCUCGAGGGCAACGGCCAGAUCUUCACUCCCCGGGAGCCAUCCAGGCUGGAGACGCGCAUCCCUGUGCCCGCCAGCAGUCCACAGGAGAUCGAGAAACUGGAGACUGCUGUCAAAGAGGAAAUCCUGAAAGCCCAGAAAUGGCUGGAGGUGUCUCUGGAGCAGGAGAAGCAGAUGAAAAUGUUUAAAACCUGUGUGACAGUGCAAGAGAUCUUCAACCAGCACAAAAGCACUUGCAAAGGACUGGUGUACAAACGCAUUCCACUUUCUGACUGCUGUGCUCCUAAGGAGCAGGACUUUGACCAGCUCAUGGAGGCUAUGAAGGCAGCCCUGGCAGAGGACUCCCGCACUGCCUUUGUGUUCAACUGCCACAACGGCAAGGGCAGCACCACCACCGCCAUGGUCAUCGCCACUCUCAUCCUCUGGCACUUCAACGGAUUUCCUGAAUUCAGUGAAGAUGAAAUAGUGAGUGUUCCUGAUGCCAAAUACACAAAAGGGGAAUUUGAGGUUGUCAUGCAGUUGGUGAGACUUCUCCCCGAGGGCCACAAAAUGAAGAAGGAGGUCGAUAUGGCCUUGGAUGCUGUGAGCGAGACCAUGACUCCAAUGCACUAUCACCUGAGAGAGAUCAUUAUCUGCACCUACAGACAGAUUAAAACGGCAAAGAAGGAAAAGGAAUCACAGCUGCUGAAGAGUCUGCAGUAUCUUGAGCGCUACAUUUACCUCAUUCUCUUCAACGCGUACUUGCACCUGGAGAAGAAAGAUUCCUGGCAAAGACCAUUCAGUGUGUGGAUGCACGAGGUGGCUGCCAGGGCUGGUGUCUAUGACGUUCUGAACCAGCUGGGUUUCUCUGAGUUUGAAAACCCACAGGAUGUACCACUUGCCAGGCUCCGCUACCGCUGGCCACAGCAGAAUGUCCACUUGCUUCCUUUCCGAGGGCAGUUCAUUUAAGAACGGAUCUCUGUGAACUGCCAAAAAUAUCUCAUGCCUCGCCCAGACCGCCCUCAUACAUGUUUAACGCCUUAAAAACAACUUUUUCACCCCCAGUUGCCCAAAAUCAUGAAACUGCCUUUGAAACACACAAUACUUAUGUGUGUGCGUUUUCAGGCAUAGUAGUGGCUUAAAGUUGUAAAAAAUGAUUUAAAAAACAAAACAAAUAUUGCCUGAUUCUGAAUGCCAUUUAGACGUUCUUGUAUUCAGAUGAUGUGAUCUUUGUUUACUAUAGGUCUUUAGUGAGAAAUGGUAAAACAGAAUCCACAGAAGGAUACUUGCUUUUCUAUGUUUUUGAUGACUCUAUCAGAUUGUAUGCUGUCUUACAAAUGAGCUUUACCUCAUGCAAAGAGACUGUGUAAAGCUGCUGUUACUCCAGCGGUGCUUCAUACUGUUGAAAACCAUCAAAUAAGCGUUGGAAGUGUUGUUUUUUUAUAUAAUAGUCAUCACACCUUCCAGGAAAAUAGGGAAGAUUUAUUUUUAACAGAUUAAAACUGUUUUUUCUUUAGAUAUUUCAGAAAUGUAAUAUGUAUUAAUACUGCAGUAUGUUUUUAAUUUUAAAGGGUAUUUUCUUUUUAAUUUGAAACUCGGUUUGGACACUGCGUUUCGCUGUGAUUGAGCAACUGCUGUGUGGGAGGAAAUGGAGAACUCAUCAGGUAGGACGCGGUUUGUGGUGGAUAACGCUGGACUCGUGCUUCAUGACUUGCUGUUUCCUUCAAGCUCAUUAGAGUUCGGAGCACAGCGUAAGAAAACCCAUCCUGUUGUUAAAUAGGUCUAGGUUUGAAAUCUACAGUGUCUAAUCCACCUCUGUGUCUCUGUGUGGGGCCUUUCAGUGUUUUCAGAGAAUUUUCUAAACGUCUUGAAAUGUGCCCCCUCUGUGUUUUAUUAGGUUAAUUUUGUUCUGCUUUGUAUGCCUCGAAUUUUCAACACCUCCACUUGUGUUCCCUGGGUUGGCGUUGUGCAUUUCCUCAUUAAAAUGCUUUUUCCCAUUGGCUUUGUGGUGGGACUAAACCUUAGCCCUGUGCUGUUUCAUUUUAUUACUUACAUGAGCAUUAGUGAAAGUAAAAUGAGAGGAGGCAAUCCCUUUUUUUCUUAAGACAUAUACAGCUGUAUUCAUUUAAAUGUUCAAGGCUAUUAUUCAGUGGCAUACAGAAUCCUGUGCUGAGCAAAGUAUUAUUCUAAUAGAAUAAAUCAAUGUACAAGCCAGGUAACAGUAAACCCAUCAAGAUAUUUUGCAGUAUUCUGGCUGCUAGUGUUAGCUGGAAAAUCACCAUGCCAUAAGAUUGUGAUACAAAGUAUUAGGCUCCAUAUGUCAUCGUUUACCUUGUACAUAAUUAACUUACUGCAGUUCAAAACGGUGAUAAAUAAAAGUUAUUUUUUUGUGUAAUCAAGAAUCCCUUAUAACAAAUAGCUUUUUUACAUAUAGGCAAAAAACAAUUUGAGUACAAUAAAAAAAUUAAAACUACACACAUUUUUCCUGACAGAUUAUUAUUAUUAUUUUUACAGAUUAUUUUUGUAAAAUUCAUGGAAGUAAAGUAACUGCAGUCUUGUUACAAAGUAAAGGAUGCAUUCUUACUUAUACCACUUUCCACAGACACAGAAGUAUAUAUAUAUAGGAUGUUAACCAUGAGACACAAAA
Molecule: messenger RNA, 4604 nt
Organism: Lepisosteus oculatus (spotted gar)
Lineage: Eukaryota; Metazoa; Chordata; Actinopteri; Semionotiformes; Lepisosteidae
Gene: pald1a
Product: phosphatase domain containing paladin 1a
Cellular component (GO): cytoplasm
Molecular function (GO): protein tyrosine phosphatase activity
Source: RefSeq, a predicted model, not a curated record